Molecule: messenger RNA, 511 nt
Organism: Ficedula albicollis (Collared flycatcher)
Lineage: Eukaryota; Metazoa; Chordata; Aves; Passeriformes; Muscicapidae
Gene: DNLZ
Product: DNL-type zinc finger
Exons: 3
Biological process (GO): protein import into mitochondrial matrix; protein stabilization; protein folding
Cellular component (GO): mitochondrion
Molecular function (GO): zinc ion binding; protein-folding chaperone binding
Source: RefSeq, a predicted model, not a curated record
GGGGCGCCCGCCACGCAUUAUCGCCUGGUGUACACCUGCAAGGUGUGCCAGACGCGCUCAGCCAAAUCCAUCUCUAAGGCCGCCUACCACCGGGGGGUGGUGAUCGUGACCUGUCCCGGCUGCGGGAACCACCAUGUCAUCGCCGACAACCUGGGCUGGUUCUCCGACCUGGAGGGAAAGAGGAACAUCGAGGAGAUCCUGGCAGCCAAAGGGGAGAAGGUGAGACGUGUGGCUGGUGAGGAAGCCCUGGAACUGCUGCUGGAAAGCUCGGCAGAGCCCGGGCCCCAAGGACAGCUGGCAGAGGGGGACGGCGGGGAAGCCCCCCCAGAUCCUGGCAGCAAGGGACACACCUGACACGAGGGAUUGUGGCCUCUGGGACACACCUGCCAUGUGGGAUUGUGGCCUCUGGGACACACCUGCCAUGUGGGAUUUGGGUCAUUCUGCUUGUGGCAAGAGACUCUUCACCUUCAUUCCUUGACUUCAACUGUUUGUUUUUAAAAUAAACUCGAGU